UAAAGAAGGAAACAAACAUCCAUCCAGAAGGAACGGGAGAGGGAGAGAGAGGUAGGAGGGCGAGGAAAGGGACAUUUAAACCCACCUAAACCUGUCUGACACCGAGGACAACGACUCACACGAGUAAAAGGACGUUACCAGGACCUGAAAACUCCUCGAGCUUUUUUGCUUCUGCCAGGACGAAAAAACGGCCACUUUUUCCCCCCCUUGUCGUCUCGCGAGAAAAACCUUCGUCGAUUUUUAGCAGGUGAUGAUCUUGGAUUAUUGCUUUUUUUCUACUUAACAAGGAUGAAAUCUGAAAAGAGCUCAGCUUGUGGAGCAAUGGCCCAAGAGACGAACCAGAGCCCGGCGCCGAUGCUUUGUGCCACCGGCUGUGGCUUCUACGGUAACCCCCGAACCAACGGCAUGUGCUCCGUGUGCUACAAGGAUCACCUGACGCGCCAGCAGAGCAGUGACCGCACCAGCCCCCUCAGCCCCAUGGGAUCGGCUGGUAGCCCUACCUCAGAGGCCUCGGCCAUGCAGAGACUAGAAGCCAGUCUAGCCAAGGUCGACACCUCUCCGGCUUCGUCGCCCAGCAUGUCUAGAACUGUUCAAGGAUCUCUUCCUGUGACUCAACAAAUGACAGAGAUGAGCAUCUCGAGAGAGGACAAACCUGAACCCUUAGAGCCCGUAGUAAACCAGCCUGCUGCGUGUAGCCCUUCUCCUGUAGCCUCGUCCAGCGCUGACGAAGGGAAGGGAGACCCCCCCAAACCCAAGAAGAACCGAUGCUUCAUGUGCCGCAAACGGGUCGGACUUACAGGUUUCGACUGUCGCUGUGGCAACCUGUUCUGUGGCAUCCACCGGUACUCCGACAAGCACAACUGUCCCUACGACUACAAGGCCGAGGCGGCCGCCAAGAUCCGCAAGGAGAACCCCGUGGUGGUGGCCGACAAGAUCCAGAGAAUAUAGAUCCUACCAGAACAGAACGAUCCAGAGAAUAUAGAUCCUACCAGAACAGAACGAUCCAGAGAAUCCAGAGAAUAUAGAUCCUACCAGAACAGAACGAUCCAGAGAAUAUAGAUCCUACCAGAACAGAACGAUCCAGAGAAUAUAGAUCCUACCAGAACAAUCCAUGACCACACCUCUCACUGUCCCAGAGACUGGAGAACGAGUGUGAGCCUUUUUGAGAUGAACGCUGGCUACGUGAGGAUGGAAAGGACUUGAUUUUACAAAAAUAACAACUUCAAGAGAAAUGACGGACCGAAAAAAGAAGAAGAAGAGAAGAGUCUGAGGGAGAUGCAUGAAUGAUCACUUUUCUCCUGUUUUUGAUUAAUUCGUUAGUUUUAUUUUAUCCUAUUUUCUGUGGUGUGACUUUUUCCGCUGUUCUCUUUUUUUUUUUUUUUUUUUUUUUAAAUCUAAGAUUAUGUAUUGUCUUUACAAAGAGCAGCCCAAGCUAACUCUCGCCCCCAAACCAGGCGCCAUUUUGUGCCAAACCGUGACAGCCAUGUUACUUAAGACCCCGUCCCGUGUCAGGCGACACCGCUCGGUCCCUCGAUCCACGUUUUGAGCUCCUUUUUUUUUUAGUUCUUCUGGCUCCGCGUUCGGUCAACGUUUUUAGGAGAAGCCUACAACUGUCCCCCAACCC
Molecule: messenger RNA, 1624 nt
Organism: Perca flavescens (yellow perch)
Lineage: Eukaryota; Metazoa; Chordata; Actinopteri; Perciformes; Percidae
Gene: zfand5a
Product: zinc finger, AN1-type domain 5a
Exons: 7
Coding region: 289-948 (219 amino acids)
Molecular function (GO): zinc ion binding; DNA binding
Source: RefSeq, a predicted model, not a curated record